AUCUACUUACUUUUUUUCCCCGCCGCCAAUUCUUUAUCCCAUGGCCACCGCCACCGAUGCACCUGCGAAGUUUCAGCAGCCGGACCUCAUACCGAUCCCCCAGCCGCCGGAUUAUCACCCGGAGAUUGUUGUAUCGCCGGUUCACGACGGGCUGCACUAUUGGCAGUUCAUGGUGGCCGGGUCAAUCGCCGGCAUGGUGGAGCACAUGGCCAUGUUCCCGGUCGAUACAGUCAAGACCAGAAUGCAAGCCCUAGUCUCUUGCCCAAUCAAGUCAGUCGGGAUACGCCAGGCCCUCCAGUCCAUUCUCAAAUCGGAGGGCGUUUCUGGGUUUUACCGCGGAAUUGGAGCAAUGGGCCUCGGCGCUGGCCCUGCCCACGCUGUGUACUUCUCUGUCUAUGAGUUCUGUAAGGAGGCAUUUUCCGGUGGGAAGCCCAAUAACCCUGCAGCCCAUGCAGCAUCCGGCGUGUGUGCCACAGUGGCCAGUGAUGCAGUCUUUACCCCCAUGGAUAUGGUGAAACAGAGGCUUCAGCUGAGCAGCAGCCAGUAUAAGGGGGUAUUGGACUGUGUGAGGGUGGUUCUGAGAGAGGAAGGGGUUAAGGCCUUUUAUGCUUCAUAUAAGACCACAGUUCUUAUGAAUGCCCCUUUCACGGCGGUGCACUUUACCACUUAUGAGGCGGCAAAGAGGGGUUUGUUAGAGUUUUCGCCGGAGAUUGCCAGCGACGAGAGGCUGGUGGUCCAUGCCACUGCAGGGGCGGCUGCUGGGGUUUCAGCUGCCUUGAUUACCACUCCACUUGAUGUGGUUAAAACUCAGUUGCAGUGUCAGGGCGUGUGUGGGUGUGACAGAUUCAAGAGUGGUUCAAUAAGGGAUGUCUUCAAGACAAUAAUAAAGAAAGAUGGGUAUAGUGGGCUGAUGAGGGGUUGGAUGCCGAGGAUGCUCUUCCACGCUCCCGCUGCUGCAAUUUGCUGGUCCACUUAUGAAGCUGCCAAAUCCUUCUUUCAAGAUUUGAACACCACCAACAACAGCAACAACACCUAAGAAUCCCCAGGUAAUGCUCUGCUUAUACCUCCUCGGCAUUUGUUUGUCCGAACCACAUCGUGGGGCCACUAGGGCAAUAGAAAGCAAGAUUCGCAUUUCUGAUUUGGGUGGCGAGGUGUGGACUGUGCCAUUGGCGGUAAAUGACAAUUAGAGGUAGCUUUCCAGAGUUUCAAUAAGUUAAUCUCCAAAAAAAAGGAUUAGACUGGAG
Molecule: messenger RNA, 1244 nt
Organism: Cuscuta campestris
Lineage: Eukaryota; Viridiplantae; Streptophyta; Magnoliopsida; Solanales; Convolvulaceae
Source: the annotation of a GenBank genome assembly